Oikopleura dioica is the source of this 477-nucleotide messenger RNA. Lineage: Eukaryota; Metazoa; Chordata; Appendicularia; Copelata; Oikopleuridae. The record is from the annotation of a GenBank genome assembly.
AUGGAAAACGGGAUGGAUAUGGACGGCAAUAUGGGCGAAAAUAUGGACCAUACGGGGCACAAUAUGGAAGACCUUUCGCAUGGGACAGGGCAUUUUCUCGCUUUCAACAAGAUUCUUCCGAUUCAAGGCUUCAUCUUCAAAAAGUGGAACGUCGAAAAUACUGGAGAUGUUGCUUGGACAUGCGUCGUCAUUGGCAUUCUAGGGUUUCUGGUCGAAUUCAUCAAGUUCGGUAAAGCCAAAAUCGCGAGAAAGCAAAACAACUCGUUCGGCACCUCGAGCAAAUGGCUCUAUGCUCUUGGCUCCUCUCUCCUUCACUUUGUCCAAAUCACCUUUGGAUACAUUCUGAUGCUAGCUGUCAUGACUUUCCACCCUGGAAUCUUUUUCGCAGCUGUUGUUGGUCUGACUGUUGGAUACUUCGUCUUCCAAGCCGUUCUCCGAUCGAAUUCGGGAACAAGGGAUGAUGGCUGCUGCGAGUAG